Oncorhynchus mykiss (rainbow trout) is the source of this 3223-nucleotide messenger RNA. RefSeq names its product interleukin-17 receptor C. Lineage: Eukaryota; Metazoa; Chordata; Actinopteri; Salmoniformes; Salmonidae. Gene Ontology annotation, molecular function: interleukin-17 receptor activity. The record is from RefSeq and is a predicted model, not a curated record.
GAGGGGAGGGAUCAUGCCAUGGUUGAGCGACAAUCACCACAUGACUCAACCUACCAAAUACCAAUUACCUGGAAUUGACAGAGUACACUAGCAACAAAACUGUUGGAUUUCACAGGAUACAUAAUCACUGUAUUCCCUUACUGCGUAGAGUUGUAGCUUUUUCAAUCAAGGAAUGUAAUAUACUCUGGCAGAUGGACGUGAAGAUAAAAUAUCUAUGCUGUAAUCCCCUCAAUUCUUCAACACAGGCUGGUGUCUGACAUCAGGAAGUUGGCAUCAGUCUAGACUUCUAACAAAGCUCAAUGCCAGAAAAUUGGACUUGCUCAACUUGAUUUUAGAACUUGCUCAACUUGUUUUCCAUGUGUCCAGAAACACAGAGGCGUGCUGAUGGUGUUGUGUGUGGACAUAUCUGACAACAGUUGAUAAUCACAGAUGAAGAAAACAAGUGCUUGAGGAUCAAAGUGGUACAAACCUUAAUGUGUCAAAUUUGAGGAAAAUUAUGAAAGCAAUGUUUUUGUGGUGGUCGCUUGCAAUCCUUCUCUUGAUCCAGAGUGUCGCUUCAGCUUUGGAGUUGGAGAUGCUUGACUAUAAGAGUGAACACUUCACCUGCUCAAAGGGUAUCUCGAACUGCACAGUGAAGGCAGGUGCUGUGGUUCUGAUCCCAGAGUGUCCUGUCGAUCUGGAGGUGCAGCCGGUGCUGUGCUGCAGACAGGGCACGGCAUGCAGACCCUGCCUACACAUUCACCUUGACAUCCAGCCCAGAAACCACCAGACAGCAUCAUAUGUGAAUGUAUGUUACAACGUACCAGAACUAGGAAUGGACAUUUGCAAGAUUCUGGAGUUCACAGUGAUCCCUGCUGCUCCUGAUGGGCAAGCUACAUCCAAGGCAUGGCUGUCACUGCUGCUUAAAGAUAAUGCAGUGUCCUUCAACAGUCAGGUGACUGUGUAUGUUUGUUCCCACCACUCGAAAGUGGUGCUUCCCUCAGUGGAUGAAGUGUGCUCAUCUGCUGCACAGGGGGUUGUAGAAGAGUGUGACAGACACUCUCCCAGAAGGAUGUUGACAUGUUCAGUCCCUAGUUUCAGCGCUCUGAUUGAUCAGGAAAGUCAUGAGGUGAGGCUGCAAGUCAACAAGGCAGAUGACAGCCCCUACCCACUGGAAAUGUGCCUACAACAUGAAGAUAACGGAGUGUGCAGGACCUGUAAGGAGAGUACAGUUCCACUGCACUCUGUCACCCCCUGCAUGUGCUUCCAGGUGUGGUGGAAUAAAGGAGACGAGAGGUCUCAUCGAUCCAUUAGCUGUCCCUUUAGAAACCACACUGAGCUGCUGCAGAGGAAUGUAUGGGAGAAUGUGUCAGUAUCUGUGGUGCAGGGCCAAAUGAACAGUGGUGGUGCCAUGCUAUCCUGGAACCUGACUGCCCCCUGUAGGGUGGAGGCAGAAGUGUGGCCCUGCCAGAAAGGGGCAGGCUUGGACAGGUGCACAGAGCUGGUUGCCUUUAGGCAGCGUCUGUCAGAUGACAUUUGGAGGGAAAACAGCAGGGGACACUGGGUGAUGCCCGGUGUGUUUGAGGAUGUCGUACUUGGCCUUGAUCUCUGUGUGAUGGUAAAAGGGAAGAACAGUGAGCUUGGCCCCUUCUGUCCCAUUGACUCCAGUUGGUGGCACUGGCGCUGGAGUCUGUUGGUCCUGCUCUCCCUGAUGCUGGCUGUCCUAGCAGCAAUUUGUCUAUAUUUCCUGCAUGGUAAACUGAAACGGUGGGCAUGGGAAUGGUACCAGAAGGAGUGUGGUCGACUAGCCAACAGGGGACACAUAGUGCUGCUGAGCCCGCCGGACGUGGAUGGCUCUGUGUCAGAGUUGGUGUGUGAGCUCGGUUCCUCUCUGUGUGCCCAGGGCUUCAGUGUCUCUGUGGACCUGUGGAGUCGGGCUGAGCUGUGCUCUCUGGGGCCUCUGCCAUGGCUGCACUCCCAGCUGCAGCACCUGGACAGUCAAGGGAUCCGGGCAAUACUGGUACUGACACAGGCAGCCUGGGAGAGGGCAGAGGACUGGGUCCGACAGUGGGACCAGCAGGGCCAACAGGGAAAGGAUAUAGUCCAGGGAGUGGGGAAGGAGGAGGGGGGUGAGGAGGUGGAGGGGGAGGAUAAUGGGCUUCUCCAGGGCAUGUUCUCCCCGUAUGCAGACGUGUUCAGUGCCGCUCUGAGCUGCAUCAAGGCAGAACACAAACUGGGCUGUGCUGGAGAGCGCUUCCUCCUGGUGCACUUUGAGGCCCAUUCUGCCAAGCCCCCCAGCAGUGAGAGGGGUCUCCCAGAGCUGUUCCAAGGGCUGCCCAUGUUCCAUCUGCCCUCCCAGAGCCAGGGGCUUCUCGCUGAGCUGGCCAUGGGGCCCACAGGGCCCGAGGCUGGUAUAGGUGGACAUAGGGUCUGAAGGAAGCCACACAGAGACGGUCUGUGGGACUUAUGCUUUUGUGGAGAGACUCAGGGGGGUACCUGAUUAAGGAGCUGCCUCAUAAGUGUGUUGUCACUGGAUCGCAGGCCGUUCCGAUACAGCAGAACAGUCACCCUGAGAUCAAAUCUUCCCCAACCAUUAAGACAAUACCGGCCCCCCUCAUCACCCCAAUAACCCCAGACUUUACAUUCACACUGAAUACACUGGACAUGCAAUGUGUUGGAUGCAGAAGCCUUGGAUUGUAUUUGGUGAUGUAAUGAGGGCUUUUAUUGAGCCAAUACACAGUGUGUAACCUACAGUAGGCCUACACCUUCAGGAAGGACUUCUAUGUGUGAAUUAUUAUGUAGGCUACAUGAAAUGUUUAACAAUUGUUCUUUAUCUUACUCUUAAUUCAUGAUUUGUAGAUAGAAAUGUCUGAAAGGCCUAUUGGAAUAUUUGCUGGAUCAAAACUCAAGAUAGGACAAACCUGAAUGAUAUGCAGUAAUCUAGAGGUUAGAGAGGCAGACCAGCAGCUGGAAGGUUCACGGUUUUAAGCCCCGGGCCAGGCAACACAAAAAUGGAACUGAACUGGCAGCUGGAAGGCUGCUGCUCUCUGAUCCCAUGUAACAACUCCUGUCAUUGUUCCCUUAAGCAAGGCACUCUACAUCCAACAUUUGCUCUCCAUCCAGGGGUGCUGCCCUGCUGCUGAUCCUCUGCCUCUCCUGGUGUGUGUGUGUCUGUGGGUGUUGAGAAAGGCAGAAGACAAAUUCCUGUUCUAACCAGUGGACAAUAAAGAUAUAUUUUAUUACA